Messenger RNA from Anolis sagrei ordinatus, 956 nucleotides. Lineage: Eukaryota; Metazoa; Chordata; Lepidosauria; Squamata; Anolidae. The record is from RefSeq and is a predicted model, not a curated record.
AUGAUUGGAAGCCUAGUCAUUUACAACCAAACGGAGCGCUCGUCCCUCAGAGGAUCAGUCACAAAUGUGCAGAAACUCAACAGGACAAAUUCCAGAACAAAGAACCUUAGUCCAGCCACUAUUAGUAUCCCUUGCGACGAUGACGGGACCGUCUCCAGUUGCAGCUUCAUCAUCCUUCCCCAGAGAGAGCUGCCACGGCCUCCUUCAGCCGAUCCUCUGUCCCCGGAGCAGACCUACUCCAACCUGACCUUCCUAAAGCAAUCCCAGGAAGCCUUGUAUGAAACGGUGGCAGUGAAGGGAGACAAAGAGGAAGAGCCCAACCACGUUGCAGAGGAGGCAGUUGCUGGAAAGAGCCCAGUGGACCACGAAACAGCAGAUGGGUACGCCAAGGUCCGGAAAGGGAAGAAAAAGAAGACAGUCGCCGAGCUGGAGAUGAGGACCAAACCGACUGUACAGGAGUCAGGCCCAACAGUGACGGCAUCGACCCCUACAACACUGAAGUUGGAGGAAAUGUAUGCAGUGGUGUGCAAGGACAACAAAAAGAAGAAGAAGGCCAAGGCCAAGAAUGGGGUCGUUGUUGGCACAAAUGGAGGACCCCAAGUGGAGAGGAGCCACAUGGAGCCUGUUCCUCAGGCAUCCGAAGGGAUGGAAGGGCACCAGUCCUCAUUGUUUCAGCCCCACUUGAUUGAACCCUGCUAUGCCUCCAUUAGCAGCGAAUCCAGGGCUGAUGUCGGCGAGAAGGAAAGCGAAGAACCCGCCUAUGAGACUGUGGAAACGCAUUGGAAAAGGCCACGGAAAAAGGGGAAGUCGAAGAGCAAAGCUGCCGCCGCCGCCACAGAAAACUUGUACGAAAGCAUCGAAAACUUGGCCUUUCAGAUCUAAAACUGAAGAAGAGCAUCUGACUUUGAAGUCUGGAAGAAUGUUUUCCACCAUCUCUUCAAUGGGAUAUUUCUUCA